Messenger RNA from Nelumbo nucifera (sacred lotus), 980 nucleotides. RefSeq names its product HIT-type Zinc finger family protein. Gene Ontology annotation, cellular component: nucleus; pre-snoRNP complex. Gene Ontology annotation, biological process: maturation of LSU-rRNA from tricistronic rRNA transcript (SSU-rRNA, 5.8S rRNA, LSU-rRNA); box C/D snoRNP assembly; snoRNA localization. Lineage: Eukaryota; Viridiplantae; Streptophyta; Magnoliopsida; Proteales; Nelumbonaceae. The record is from RefSeq and is a predicted model, not a curated record.
UCGGAUACUCGGAUACGUUUUUUUUUUUCCAAUUGUAAGUCUCAACUCGAUUUCUCUUCCAAAAAAAACCUCGACUGGAUUGCAUCCUUCUCCAUCGUCUCAACUCUCAAAACCCAAGACACCUGGUGUUGUCUCGAAGAAGCAAACACAUAAACAAGCACAUCAGAGAGAGAGAGAGAGGGAGAAUGGGUCCUCGACAGUGUGAAGUCUGCAAGGAAGCACAGUCGAAGUACAAGUGCCCCUCAUGUCUGACACCCUAUUGUUCGCUGGCUUGUUUCAAGAAACACAAAGAAAUUCCAUGCUCAAAGGCAGUAACAUCUGAGGCAUCUGAAGCAAAACCAGGUCCAAUAUUAUAUCCAAAAAGAUCAUAUCAAGUGGAUGACCCGAGUCAGGUGCUUCAGAAGGUUCAACUAGAGGCCAUAGUACUUAGCUUCUCUGACAUCCAUCGCUGGUUUAAAGAAAAAGUGGAUUCCACUGAAAUUCGCGAUGCCUUGAAGAAUGAAGAACUUCAGAAACUCAUAUACCAGAUUGAUUGUUCUACAGAUGCAGAGAAUGAACUUGAUAAAGCCAUGGAAAGGGAGGACUUCCGCAAAUUCACUGACAAGAUUCUUUCCAUUAUUAGCCCACAAGAACAAUCAAUUUUUGCUGGAAGAUGACAUCACAGGUAAUUUGGUGACUUGGUGUUGGAUUUGAGAAGCAUCUUGUAAUGCUCUAGUUGCUUCUUCAACUUCAGUUUGCAAAAGAGCCUUGAUGUUGAAAUCUCUGGUUGUUGCUGGCCAUACAUGUAAGAGAAACUAAACUAAAAAGGAAUUCUUCCAUUUCUGCCACAUGGGCGGUACAGGUUCCUCAAUAAUUAAAUUAUAUUGUACCGUAAAUAUGAAAUGUUUAUGCCAAGAAAAGAAUCUUGUUUAUUAGUGUAGCUGCGUACUCAUAAUUUAAUAGAAUCCAUGAAUCUUCAUAUGCUGGUGACACUUACCACC